UGGAAAAUCCAAAAUUAUAUACAGACCAAGAUAAUUCCAACCUAAUUUCAACCCACGCUACCUUCUCUAUUUGAAAAUUUCAAGAACCCUAAAUCCUCUUCAGCUUGUUCUUUGCGAUUUACUCGAAAAUUCGAAAAUUUCAGUGGCCAAUCAAAGAGAACGCAGGUUGGUGCCACUAUUGCGCUGGUGGGUGGGUUUGCCGGAGAUUAAGAUCAAGGUUAGAGCACUGCAUGUUGGGAAGGUUGUUGUUGUCAUAAGUGUUUGCAGGGGUAUUAAUUGUGAAUUUAGCGGCUUCUCUUUAAUUUGAUUGAUUGUAAAGGAUUGCUUCUCGUGUAUUGAUUUCAAGGUUCAGUUCAGUGCGGAGAUAUGGAUUCUUUUGAAUCAAAUGUCAGUUAGCAAUUCGACUAUAAUUUCCAAUUUGCCCUUUUAUUGAACUCUUUAGGGUUUCAAAUGAAUUCAAUUUUUCUUCAAAAAGACAGUGAGCAAUGCUGGGCUUUUCAUAUGGAGAAAUAUUUCUGUUGCUUGGAGCCACUGCCGCUCUGAUAGGUCCAAAGGAUUUACCAAUCAUAUCCAGAACAGCAGGGAGACUUGCUGGUAGAGCUAUUGGAUAUGUACAAUUGGCUCGUGGUCAGUUUGAAAAUGUUAUGCAGCAAUCCCAGGCUCGCCAGGUUCAUAAGGAACUGCAAGACACAAUGGCUCAGCUAGAUGCUAUUCGUCAUGAAAUUCGAAGCAUAUCAAUCAUAAAUCCUGGCCCUUUGACACGAGGAUUUGCUGACAAUCCUGACCAGACAUCUAUCCCAAAUGACUCUAAGAAACCAGAAGAUUCUGGAGAGAAUCACCCGAAUCCCACUGUUAUCAAGGACUCAACUUUUGUGUCUUCUAAUUCGUGCAAUAUGCAAAAUCAAGCAACCAUUUACGCCAGAUUGGCUGAGUCCCCUUCCAUAAAGAAUGAGUUGUCAGCAAUUAGUCCUGAAGUUGAGAAGAUAGAUAACAAACUGCAGCUAACUGUCUUACCCAUAUCCGCUGAAAAUGCUGGACUGUUACCAAAUCGUGGGGCUGAUGUGAAAGGAUCUGACAUAGUUCUAGAAGCAGUUUUGGAGGCAGAGGUAGCUCAUAAAGCAAAGGAAUUUUUUUCGCAGCCCCAAAACCAAACCAAAUAUGAUUGAUUCGGUAAUCCUGCAUAAACAUAGUACCUUAAAAUCUGUAGAUGGUGAAGUUUCUCGCAUUGUUAAAUGCAAAAUAAUAAUAUCGAUUCUUGAAUUUUCAUUUCUAGUUCAGGUUAGAAAAUCUGUUGGAGUUCAUUUUUUCUGAACUGAACUGGUUCCUCUCGGACACCCCCACACCCCUUCUUUCCCCAAGAAAAUAAAAUAAAACCCUCAAACCAUUCCCCCUAACGUAUAACGAGGUUAUGACAAA
Messenger RNA from Vigna radiata var. radiata (mung bean), 1416 nucleotides. RefSeq lists its product as uncharacterized. The coding region runs from base 486 to 1166 and encodes 226 amino acids. The record is from RefSeq and is a predicted model, not a curated record. The transcript has 10 exons. NCBI's taxonomy places the organism in Eukaryota, Viridiplantae, Streptophyta, Magnoliopsida, Fabales, Fabaceae.